UAUUUAAUAGAAUUGAGUGGUAAAGAUCAAUUAACAAAUUAAUGAAAAACAGGAUUUGGGUUAUAAAUUAUGCCAGGCCUCCAUAAUGGAUAGUCUAGCUCAAAUCUGAUUUAAUUGCUUACACUAAAAUGCCUGCAUCUGCAAGAAAAGGAUUUACAUACAACUUGCUUCUACUGUCAGCAGCUGCGAUUUGCUUGUGCUCUACACCAAGCAGAGAGGAAAGAUUCAACACUACCACCAAUGCUGCUAUUAAUAAUAUACACAUUUUGUUGCUAAAUGUCUCGGACAAGAACUGUCAAACUGACAUCAUUACUUCAGCAGCAAUAGAUGCCGUGGACUCCCUAAAUUCAUUGUUAAUUUUCCCAGACUUUGUAAUUAGUGCCACCACUCUACCAAAUGUGUGUAAGCUGGAGAAGUACGCCCUUAAAAACAUACUGUUCAAGGAGAUAAUUACGAGACCAAAUGCAUUAGCGAUAAUAGGGCCUGUUUGCAGCACUAUCUCAAACGCUAUCACUGAUGUAUCAGGGCUCUUCAACAUCCCUCUGGUUUCCUUAGCCCCAGCAGUCCCACGUGUAAACAGCUACUUGAUUACAGUUUUGCCAUCAGUAAUCUCCUUGAUGGACGGAGUGGCUACUUUGGUAAAAGCAUUCCCUGAGUGGAAAAGAGUAGCGAUCAUCUCACAGGAUGAUAGCCUAUACAGGACAUCAGCAACACACUUGGGAAAUAUGUUACGUAUAAACAACGUUUCUGUUAGUACAAACAUCAUAUCAACCAGUAUCAAUGACAUCAACGUACAAGAACUUGUGUUGAGAUCAGUACGUAUCGUGGUCCUAAACAUGGGCUCUGACUUUACUCGCGCAUUUCUCAUGAAGGCCGCAGUUGCUAUUCAGCAUCCAUAUGUAUGGGUGACACUGGGUUUUUAUGAAAGAUGGUGGCUGUCUCACCAAAAGAGUGGUCAACUACAAACUUUUCUACACAGUCAAGGAGUGCUAUAUAUCAAUAACAUUCUAACACACAGUAACUGCAACAAAAGCAGUCAAUUUAAUAGCACACAUUCAUUCAUCAAACUUUUAAAAACGAGGAGCAAUGAUUCUAUUACCUCUCUGACUUAUGAUUCUGUGAUUAGUCUUUUCCUUGCUAUCAAUUCUACAAUGUACACAAACAAGUCUGAGGUCGUGAAUGACAUUUCAUCAGCUCCUGCGCUAAUAAGAUCAGCAGGACAAAAGUUAAUGUAUGAGAUUCAACAAACCAGAUUCCAUGGUUUUUUGGGGGAUAUCUGUUUCAAGGAUAAUGCACUACCAGCCAAAGCAUUCAAACUCCACCAAUUUAAGGAAGGGCCUAAUGGAACUGUACUGCUAGUGCAAGUGGGCGAGAUCAAGUUAGACAGUGGAGUAACUUUCAUUCAAGGGGAGCAGAAGGAAUCCUUAUGGGUGAACGGUAUUCCUUUGGAUGGCUCGCCAGUUACACAAGAAAAAUACCCGGAGCUAAUUCUUACUGCAGUGACAUACACUUUUGCCAGCUGCAACAUUUUGAUUGCAGUGCUCGGUAUUCUAUUCAUGUUGGCUUUUAGAAAUAGAAGGUUGAUACGAUUGUCGAGCCCAAACUUGAACUAUCUGGUUGGAGUCGGAGUUAUCAUUUUUAACUCAUCAGUUUUCCUAUUUGUGUACCCUCCAAUCCCCAUGUCGGUGAUCAACGUCUUUUGUGGGUUGAGGUCCUGGUUAGUUGCAAUUGGAUAUUCUUUGUGUUUGGGAACAAUCAACACAAAGAUGUGGAGGGUGUACUACAUUUUUCGUUACCCUAAGCUGAAAUCAAGUAAAACGCCAGUAAAAGAUUGGCAUUUGCUUUUAUUUGUGGUCCUGUUUCUACUGAUUGAUGUCAUUCUACUGUCCUUUACUACAUCGUUCACAACAAGCAGGCUUCAAGCAGUCAGCGUUGCUGAUGCUGAGCACAAAGAGGGUGGAAUUAAUGAUGAGGGAAUUGAAAUUCAGUACACAGUUACACUCUGUGAUGCCACAUCAAAGAUAUACUGGAUUGCAAUCCUUUUUGGAUACAAAAUUGUUAUACACCUGACAGCAGUAAUUCUGGCCUUUAAGAUACGGAAAGUACAGGUGAAAGUGCUGAAUGACUCUACAGAAGUUGCUCUUAUUCUCUACUUGACUGGAUUGGUAUUGGCAGCUGUGAUGAUAACAACCUUCACAUUUGGAUCAUAUUUGAAUGUCUACAGUGGCGCAUUCGCUGUGGGCAUAUGCGCCACUAGCGCAGUCAUUCUGGGUGUAGUCUUCAUAUCUAAGGCUAUUGCGUUGCGCAAAGACCCGGAGGGAGAAACGGUAUUCCCACCUACAAAUGAGCCACCUAUUGGUCUAGGUACUUGUGAUGAAAUAAAGGAAAUUGCUACUUUGCAAAGGAAAGUGAAGACACUACAGGCUCAAUUAACAUUCCACAACGAUGCUCACAAUUCUCUCGAAAUUGAGACUGAUGAACAGAAUUAUCCCAACUACACAUCAUAACAAUUACAGUAUGAACAAUUAAGAGUGUUUUAGUUCAAACUUUCAAUAGAACUCAUAUAUACCACACUAACACUGACACUUUAUACAGAAAUCAAAAUGUCUUAAUGGAGAACUACAAACAGAAUUACCUCAAAUUAGUGUCUAUCAGCAGAGCUUCUAAACUCUCGGUACAUUCAGCUCCAAUGUAUGGUUCAUGUAGCCAGCAAGAUAGAUACAUUGUCACAGUGUCUCGACACGACUGCUGGAUAAUGUCGCCCAAUAUUUUUUCCCGUAAGGAAAUCUCCUGACAGUAAGUCUUGUAUACCACCUCAAAGUGGGAACC
Molecule: messenger RNA, 2829 nt
Organism: Halichondria panicea
Lineage: Eukaryota; Metazoa; Porifera; Demospongiae; Suberitida; Halichondriidae
Product: gamma-aminobutyric acid type B receptor subunit 2-like
Exons: 16
Coding region: 129-2507 (792 amino acids)
Biological process (GO): gamma-aminobutyric acid signaling pathway; G protein-coupled receptor signaling pathway
Cellular component (GO): membrane; G protein-coupled receptor heterodimeric complex
Molecular function (GO): G protein-coupled GABA receptor activity
Source: RefSeq, a predicted model, not a curated record